Messenger RNA from Hippocampus comes (tiger tail seahorse), 6113 nucleotides. It is a transcript of the gene hoxb2a, whose product is annotated as homeobox B2a. Gene Ontology annotation, cellular component: nucleus. Gene Ontology annotation, biological process: regulation of transcription by RNA polymerase II. Lineage: Eukaryota; Metazoa; Chordata; Actinopteri; Syngnathiformes; Syngnathidae. Bases 4722 to 6038 code for a protein of 438 amino acids. Gene Ontology annotation, molecular function: RNA polymerase II cis-regulatory region sequence-specific DNA binding; DNA-binding transcription factor activity, RNA polymerase II-specific. The transcript is spliced from 2 exons. The record is from RefSeq and is a predicted model, not a curated record.
GAAAACUGGGAUAGGCUCCAGCACGCCCGCGACCCUUCAUAAGGGGAAGCGGAUUAGAAAAUGGGUGCAUGGAUGUUUCAUAGAAAGCCUUCGUUAAAUGUUUUCAAAUUCACAGAUCUCAAAAUCAUUGAUCACUUGAGCAAAUGGUAUACUCAUUAAUAUUCUAUUGAAUAACACUGAUUGAGACUUCAUUUAAAUACUAGAUACCUCGCCAGCCCCAUAUACAAAGAGGUCUUCCAGAUGAAAUAGUGGAGCGUUUAAUGGGAAGUUACUGAGGUGGCUCGAUUAAUGACAGUGAGGUUUCUUCCCCUCCAGGCAACACAUGUUGUAGUCAUCUGAGCAGAGUGUGUCGAGCUCCUAGAGAGAGGAAAGAAUAGCCGGCACUCUUCACUCUUGCCUGUCCAGUAAGUGCAUCAAAACGCUGAGUCGUAAUCCUCUGUCUCUUUUCACCUCCUGUGUGGAUCCAGAUUUAAUCACUAACCGAAUUGUAUUUGAUAAUGUCACAACAGCACACGCCCUCUGACGAGGGGCAACAAUUUUCUACAAUUCUAUUUAUGCAUCUGAACACAAUUUUGACACCUUCAGUCAAUUCUUCUCUCACUCCAACCGUAUUUUUGGAAAGCUCCAAGGCGAUAGAUCCCCAAGAAUGACAUACGUACAUACAAAGUCUCUCUAGGUACUUUAGCAUCCCACCCUUUGUACACACAGCAAUGCUAAGCUAGUUUCCCACGGUUGGUAAAUGUGCAGUCAGGUAACAUCCACUGCUGACGUUGUUCCAGAAUUUGUUGAUGACCUUAUUUUCGCACAUCAUUGAUACAGGGUAUAGUGUUGAGAAUGCUUUUUAUUUAUGCUUAUGCCCAUUUUCUCACUCACUUUCACUAAUGGAAGGGUUUACAUAAAUUGGUGGGCAUCAUUCUUUUAUAUUGUUUGUUGUUGUUUUUUUCCCCCCUCACAUAUCUUAACUUUUAAAAUGGAUACAGGGUAUAUAUUUGAACAAAAAUGCUAAUCCCAGAAAUGUGUGCACAUUAAAAAAAAUGGGUUUAUUUGUUUGAAGCGUCUGUAAGCAGAGUUUGGGACAAUACACAAAACAUUUUUAAAAAUAAUGAACUCAGUGUUAAAAUCAUUAAGUGUGUUCGGCCCACUCUACACUCCUUGAUGUUCUGGAAAUAUACUCAUGUUUUUUUAAAAGUACAAUUUACACAAAUGCUUUUGGCAUCUGGGCAUCAUUGUUGCACUUAGAGUUUACAUUUUUAAGUUUACAGUAAAAAAAAAAAAAAAAACUAAAAUAAUAUUUUCAGGGAGGCUCUCCAAUCAGAGUCUUUCGCAGAUGUGCGUCCAAGUGAUUAUUCACAGAAAAUAUUUAUUUGUUAUAACCAGUUGAAAAGAAUUUUCUCUCUCCAUUAUCAUUAUUUAUCCCUCAUGUAUUUAUGUUGAGAAAAAAAAUGUAAUUUUCUAGCAUUUACCUGUUAUGAAAGAAAAAACAACAUUGUGUUUCUUCUUUGUCGAUUGUACUGAAGUUACAUUUUUAGUUCUUGUAUUUUGAUAGCAAAUAAGUACUUUUUAAGUUCCUACAGUGACCCUUGUACAUACAUGUCUUGCCAUGUACAAGGAAACUGCAGGGAUGGGGAUUGGUAACCCAUCCAUGCGCAUACUGUAGAAUUUUGACAACAUAUUAGCUGGGGGAAGAAGAACAAGUCUUUUUGGAGAACAAGACUUCUUUAUUUGCCCUUUAGCAACUUUAUAUUUAAGUGUUUAUAGAGCUGUCUGUCCAACAAUUCCUUAAUAAAAUGUUACUUUAUUCAGAGUUUCAUUCACUGUUUCGACAUCCUCUCAGGCAGUAAACUUGAACCGCAGGCUUUCAAGUGCAAUGAUCUACAUCUCAAAUUUACACAGUUCUCCAAAAAUGUGAAAAUCGAGCGUUAGGUCAGUUUGAUACUUUAUUAAUCCGGUGGGACAUGCUGGUAUAGCAGCCGAUCAGAGGCAAUCAUUAAAGACAAGUGUUUGUUAGUAGAAACAACAACAACAAAAACACAAUAACCGCUAGAACAAUUGAAUUCUAGAUAAGUUUUAGGGGAGCAUUCACACUGGGCCACCUCUAUUGUUGCUUUAACGCUGUUUCCCCUCCCUCUCCUGUUCCUAACAAAUCGGUUGAUUCUUGCAUCCAUAGUUUCCAUAGUUUAGCAUCUAAACUGUAGAUGCUAACUGAUAAUGAGCCGAUCAACAUUCAUUACCGAAUAAGAAGUGAGCUACAUUCUUUUUAUUUACCGCCAGAAAAUUGUCCAUACAUGUCGACGUAUUAUCUAAUCGUUUUGAAGCGCAAACGGUUUGUUUGUUGUUCACUAUCAGAAAUGCGAUACAUGAUAUAACAAAACAGUGCAAAGAUAGGGAACUAAUUUUUUCCACAGUGCUCACAGUAGAUUUGCGAUUAAGCUUCUUUGCUGGCUCCGUGCAAAUUAUAUAAUAAUACUUGUCCGAUUAUAAACCCAUGUUGGUCUUCCAAGACGGAGCUCUGUCUCUGUUUGGAAAAAAAAAAAACGCUAGCUCACGCCAUGACGUGAUCACGUGGUUUGGAGCCUCAACCGCAGCUUCAAUUCUUUACCUCUCUCGGUCUCGCCCCCCUAUUUCUGAGAACCGAUUUGAGACAUAAAUCAGGGCCCCAUAAAUAACGGCCGUACUUCCCUUUACAUUUUCGUUGGACUAACAGACAAUAAAAACACCAAUAAGCAGAGAUUGAUCUAAUUUAUUGCCUCAUAAAAACAGACAGGGAACUUGGCUUCAGCUGCGCAAGACGCGUUGGAAGUUGAGACGAGCUGAGCCGCGAGCGGGCUUUCACAAAGCCAUUGCGUGUGUCACAGGAGCUCGGAGAGCUUCAACGCUGUUUUAUUAACGACCAUCACGCAGGCCGACAGCUUUUAAUAGAAUUACAAAUACCCAUCUGAUGUUAACUGUCAACGCUCAACCAAAUGUCGUUUUCAUGCAUGCAUCUUGAACAAGCGAUCAAAAUCGCAGGAUUAAUUUCUUUCGCAACAUACGUUGUGUUAUGCAAUAGCAGUUUAACAUAUUGCGAUACCGUAUAAUCAGGCCAUGUUCCAAAUAGAUUAUUUUACCUGAUCAGCUUACUAUUACCCUCAAAACAACGAAAUGUAAAUCUAAUAUAUUCACAAAUUCAAUCUAUAGAAAAAUGUGUGCCUUCUACGGAUAUCCGAGUGAUUGUGGAUGUGCCGUCAAAUCCAGCGUCUACUUUGCCCGCUUCGCUCAGUGGCCCUCACUCCCACACACAUUUCUGCAUUUCUUUCUUUUGCACCCUCGGGGAAAAGGAGGCGAAGACAACUUGUAUGCAAACGAAAUGGGGGCUGUCGUCGGGGUCGGAAUGGAAUACGAGGAUAAAACAGGUGCAUGAUACUUUCGCAGUGAAUGUUCAUAAUAUAAGAAAAUGGGUAGCGUGGAUGGGAAGUUUGCAUCAAUGAUUUCAGGAAAGAAGAGGCAUGCGUCAGGGUCUUUGCAGUCAGAGAAAGAUUGAUCACCAACACCCACCCACCCGGGGCUCCCUUGGCCCUAUUGAAACAUCCCGUCCUAUUUAUGGAGUUCCCAAUUUUUACAAACUGUCAUCAUUUUCGCCCAAUUUUCCAAUGACAUUAUGCCCCCGGCAAUCAACUCGGAAAGCUCAUAUUAAAAUUGUGUCUUUUUAUCACGAACAGCGACUUGUGCGCACCCCCCCCCACCUCGGUUGCAGACCGACCUCGCUGUGAACUCCCUCUCCCUCCGUAAACACGCCAACCAUUUUUAACACACACUUCACACUGAGGAAGGGGGUGGGGUAACCUCUGUCUCUCACUAUGGAUUGCCGAGGGACACAAGAAGAUGGAUUUCAAAAAUCAAAACUCGUAUCUUUUUACGAAAAGCAAACAGCCGAAGAAGAGCAAGCACGACGCAUUUGCAAUUAAACAUUUCCCACCUUUUAUGCAUAAUUAAAUCUAGCCAUACUGCUGUCUGUGCAAAAAUGAAAUGUAAAAUAUUUCCCCACAUAUCUAAAAAUCUCGGCGUCUGUCCCACAGAAAAAAAAUUAAUGAUCCGAGUUUUGAUGUAGAUAGCAUUUUUGAAGGAGCCAUAAUGUAAACGGUGUUGGGGAUCUUCGAGAGUUGACCGUCAUCAGCCAUCGGGGAAAAACGAUGCUCUAUUGUUUCCGUCAUACGAGUUGAAAUCCACCGACAGUUCGCCUACACUGCCCACAUGGCUAACGGUAGCCUUCAGGCUUCUUCCUUGCCUCUGAAACACCCCCCGGUGUGACAAAAACAAUGGCAUUAUUUUGCGGUAUAGCCCCGUUUGCCACAUUUUGUACAUACAUAAUUAUGCAGCUUCCCACAGUCAACGCUGCCGCCAGGCCUAGGCCUCUAAUUGGUUCUUUCGGAUCACGUGACCAGGAAUUGGCUGCAUUUUCACCCCAUAGUUCUUCAGUUUAGCCUACCCAGGUCCCCAUACGCUAGUAAUAUCACCAAUAUACACAAUUAUUAUAUUGCCACACGCAUUUACGCUACCGCGGCUGGUGCUUCCGUGCUCGUGGUUUUUUUUUUAAUUUGUGUUUAAUUUUAAGACGUUUCGGGACUGUAGGAGUCUUCAUGAAUGUGUGCGUGUGUGUGUGCGCGUGUGUUUUGCUUUUUAUUUUGGGGAAGGGAUUUUCCGGGGGUCUCAUCGUUAGACAGUGAUAUCCGAUUGAAGGAGCUAUGAAUUUUGAAUUUGAACGAGAGAUCGGUUUUAUAAACAGCCAACCGUCGCUAGCAGAGUGCCUGACGUCCUUCCCUGCCGUCCUGGAGUCAUUUCAAACUUCAUCAAUCAAGGAGUCGACAGUAAUUCCGCCUCCCUUCGAGAACACCAUCCCCAGCCUCAGCCCCUGCACAGCCAGCCAGCCAAGACCAUCUUCAAGGAACCAACAGAACCGGAGAACCUCUGUUACCAAUGGCCUCCAGACGAACCACCGACUCAGCCAACAGCCCUGCCCGCCCAGCCAGGCCCCCGCCCCGAACGCAUCCUCUGCCGCAGGAUCGCUGGCUCACGAAUUCCCCUGGAUGAAAGAGAAGAAGUCAUCCAAAAAAUGCCAGAAAAGUGGGGGCAGCUCUAGCAGUGGCGGAUCCAUCAUCCCAUCCGCCUCUUCGUCUCCUUCACCGACCGCCUCCGGGUACGCUUUGGCGGGCAUCGAAUCACCCACAGAUCCGAAUCAGGCGGGUCUGGAUGUCGGAGGAGCCGGGUCCCGUCGGCUCCGCACAGCCUACACCAACACGCAACUGCUCGAGCUGGAGAAGGAGUUUCAUUUUAACAAGUAUCUUUGCCGACCUAGAAGAGUGGAGAUUGCCGCCCUUUUGGAUUUGACCGAGCGGCAGGUUAAAGUUUGGUUCCAGAACCGGCGGAUGAAACACAAGAGGCAGACCACACACCACCGUGACGGCGGUGGCGAAGGGGGAGGAGGAAACCAAGAAUCCGGCGAACCGAGUUGUAUCGAGCCCCUCGAAGGCGCGGAUGCUUCAUCACCAUACUCAAGCCAGCCGCUUGAAGCAUCUGGCACCGGAGAGUUAUCGGAUGGCGAGGCGGGGAGCAGUAAUCCAUCUUCGGCCGCUGCACCCACCGCCCACACCUUUGACAGCGGGGACAAUGCGCAUCCCACGCUGGAGGAGGGAGGCCUAUCGAGCCGCCCGGAGCUGCCAACCCUGUCGAAUGCGGCUGACUCCUGUGACUCUGCUGCCAAAUACCAGUCCCCGGAGCAGUUCGCGGCAAAACAUUCCAGUGAGAACACGAGCGUAAAGCAUUUGAACGAGACGAGCACAGUAUCAGUAUCUGAUCCAGCAUUUUGCGAGCAGCCAGAUUCGUCCAUCCCCUCCUCCUCGUGCUCCUCCGAGCUCCCCGACCUGACGUUCUUUUCCGGGGACGCCUGCAUGUCACCCAGCCUUCAGAGUUCAUUGGACAGCCCGGUGGAUUUUUCGGAAGAGGACUUCGACUUGUUCACACGCACUCUGUGCACCAUGGACCUUCAGCAUCUCAACUUCUGAGUCUUGUUUAUAAAUACCGCACAGAAAACGAGGGCUCUCGACAAGAACUGCAUUGCUGAGGAAAACAAACAAACA